Messenger RNA from Tetranychus urticae (two-spotted spider mite), 2293 nucleotides. RefSeq lists its product as uncharacterized. The record is from RefSeq and is a predicted model, not a curated record. Lineage: Eukaryota; Metazoa; Arthropoda; Arachnida; Trombidiformes; Tetranychidae. Gene Ontology annotation, molecular function: mRNA binding; zinc ion binding. Gene Ontology annotation, biological process: pre-miRNA processing. Gene Ontology annotation, cellular component: nucleus; cytoplasm.
UCUUUGUUUUUUGAUAACUUGUUAACCAUUCAAAAUCAAUAAUCAUCUUAAACUAGCCCGUACUUUUGGGUCAUCCUAAUCAUUGUAAUCAUCCCUGAUCAUCAAGCAAGUCCUUUCAAGUGUUUCAACAACAGACGUAAAAAAAGUAAAAACAAGAAAUAAAACAAAACUGAAACUCAUUUAGUCUACAAAUCAUUUUGUUCAGUCUCAUGAAACACUGAACCUUGAGUUGAGUUAAACUUCAGGCUUUUAUACCUGGCCGGGACUAACCAUUUGCUAAUCACCUUCAUCAACCCAACACCAUGUCAUCAACAGCCAAAGCAACAUCAACCAACACUAAAAGUGACAAAAUUGUUAAAACUGUAAAUAUCUUGAGAUGUAAAGUUGUUAAUAUUGAUAAACUUCAAGAUCUUCUUGGUCAUUCAAUAAUCAUACUCAGAGGAUUGAUUUGUGAACCUGACCAGAUAACGGCUUUAACCGGUCGAAGACGAGGUCGAUGUAAAUGGUUCAAUGUGGCCAAAGGAUGGGGAUUUAUUACACCCAAUGAUGGUGGACCUGAUGUCUUUGUUCAUCAGUCUGUUAUUCAAAUGAAUGGAUUUAGGAGUUUAGGUGAUGAAGAGGAAGUUGAAUUUGAGUGUAAAGUUUCUGAUAAAGGGUUGGAGGCCACUUUGGUUACUGGUGUUGAAGGGUUGGAAUGUAAAGGAUCACAUAGAAGGCCAAUUUCAAGGAAAAAGUUUAAAAAAGUUCGAUGUUAUAAUUGUGGUGAAUUUGCAAAUCACAUUGCAGCCAAGUGCAAUAUGGGACCUCAGCCAAAAAAGUGUCACCACUGUAAGGCAGUUGACCAUUUGAUUGCUGAUUGUCCAGUUAGUAAGCUGAAGACCAAGAAGAGCAAACAGCAACAAUCGGUUAGCUCGGAUGGUGAUGAAGAUGAACAAAUUGAGGAUGAAUUGGAUGAUAAAAGUGAGGAUAAACCUGAAGUAAAGUGUGAAAAUAAAGGUGAAAAUAAAAGUCUCGAUGAGGUGAAAGAUGUUGAUGAAUCAAGUGAAUUAACAACCAAUGAAUCAACAAGUUUAAAGGCAACUGAAACAAGGCCAACAUCAAGCUGCUGCUCAACCGUAAAGGAAGACCCAACAGGAUCAACUCAAGUCACCGAGUCCCCAUCGUCACUCAGCUCAACCUGUUUAACCCAAAGUGAAACCUCAAUGUUGACCUUAUCCUUACCUGUUCCUGAACCUGAGUCAAGUGAAGUGAACGAUGAUUGUUGUGUAAUAAUUAUGAAUAAGUUGAAUGUUGAGACUAGUGAAAUGGGCUCAGAGGAUGAUGUUUCCCUGGUUACAGUUGAAACUCAAUCGACAAGCUCAUCAGUCUCUUCAGAUCAUGGUAAAGAGGUUCGCUCUGAUUCAGGAAUCAUUGUUCGUGAUGAUGAUUGCAUGAAUGGCCGGAGUAACAGUAGAAACAGUUGUGAUAUAAAUAAUAACAAUAAUAAUGAUAGUAAUAACGAUGAUAGUAAAACUAAUGAAACCAAUGAUACUGACCAUUCCAAUGAUAUUAUGGACAGUAAAAUUAUCGCAAAUAACAUUAAAAACGUUGAAAAUUGUAACAAUUCAUUCAACAACAAUAACAAUAAUCUUAACCUUAACAAUAAGCUAUUUAGCACAGUUGAAUCACUGACAACAGGCAACAAUUUAUUAAACACAGAAUCAGAUAAACAUUCAAUUGCAAGUUCAUUAAUCCAAUUACCUCAACCUGAAAGUUCAUAAAUGCAAAAAAAGGUGAAAAAAGAAAAGCAAAAGAAAAACGAAAAAAAAAUAAUUCUGUAAAUAAUAAUCUUCCCCGUCUUGAUAAUCAUGUAAUUUGAUUCCCAUUGUAAUAUCAAUUAACAAUCAUUGUUACCACCUGAACCUGUAAACACAAAACUCCCAGUAAAUUCCCGAGACUAACUUCAUGAUAAUCAGAUGCAAAUUUGGUCAAAAUUUUUUGCUUCUUCACUUAUCGUUAUAGUCAUUCCAGAUUAAAAGUUAAUCAACUUUUAACGAGCUCGAUAAAGUUCCUAAUCGAGUUGCCAAGCUGUUGAAUCAGGUAAAAGCAACUCAUUCAGAAUUCAUUCUGACGCCGUAGAGAAUUGAAUCAAAAUAAUCAUUUUUUCUCUCUCAUUGUACAUAAGACUUGCAAAAAUGUUUCAAAAAUCAUAUCAAAUUAGUGUAUUUACAUGAUGAAAAAUGUAGAAAAAAAAGUUCAUUUGUCUGUAAAUUUGCCCGAAAAACUUGAACAAAUAAAGUUGAAUAAAAGUAAA